This is a messenger RNA of Megalops cyprinoides (Indo-Pacific tarpon), 2619 nucleotides long. RefSeq names its product eukaryotic translation initiation factor 1A, X-chromosomal. Gene Ontology annotation, cellular component: cytoplasm. The record is from RefSeq and is a predicted model, not a curated record. Gene Ontology annotation, molecular function: translation initiation factor activity; RNA binding. The transcript has 7 exons. Gene Ontology annotation, biological process: translational initiation. NCBI's taxonomy places the organism in Eukaryota, Metazoa, Chordata, Actinopteri, Elopiformes, Megalopidae. The coding region runs from base 135 to 569 and encodes 144 amino acids.
GGAAACGCUUCCUGUGGAAGAAAGGGUACGCAUCGUGACAAGUUCACACUACCUACUUUAAAUUCUCAGAACAUCACAGCCUUCAUACACGGACAGCACGGGACCUGGUUCGCUAGCUGUGUUCGUCAGAGAAUAUGCCCAAGAAUAAAGGUAAGGGAGGUAAGAACCGGAGACGUGGUAAGAACGAGAACGAAUCUGAGAAGAGAGAACUGGUGUUCAAGGAGGAUGGCCAGGAGUAUGCCCAGGUGAUCAAGAUGUUGGGGAAUGGCCGUCUAGAGGCCAUGUGCUUUGACGGUGUCAAACGUCUGUGCCAUAUCCGGGGGAAGCUGAGGAAAAAGGUUUGGAUAAACACAUCAGACAUCAUUUUGGUGGGGCUGAGAGAUUAUCAGGACAACAAAGCUGAUGUCAUACUUAAGUACAAUGCUGAUGAGGCCAGGAGUCUGAAGGCCUAUGGAGAGCUUCCUGAGCAUGCUAAAAUUAAUGAGACGGACACGUUCGGGCCUGGAGAUGAUGAUGAAAUUCAGUUUGAUGACAUUGGCGACGAUGAUGAGGACAUUGAUGAUAUAUAAACUUGGCCCUGUCAUUUGCAAAGAGAAAUUUGGACUCUUCUCCUCUUGGCAAGACGAGACAGGACUGUGGUCAGUGACCUGACCCUAGCAGGAGUCUCUUCUGUCCCUCCAUACUAGGUGGUUCAAAAUUAAACUUUUGUCACUGGUAACACAGCAUCAUCCUUACUUACUUUGUCAUUUUAAUGUGUAUAUAAUCUCUCACACUUUAUGUUAGGGUCAAUGUCUAAAUACCUAAGUUUAAACAAAAAAAGUUAAACCAUGACAUGUUUGGUCUGGUAUUUUGUUUGUUGUAUUUGCCCAGAUUGCUUAGUCAUUAUAAAUUCCUUAGAAAACUAUUCAGAAAAGUCACUAUGGUUGUGUAUGAAUAUUUUGUUACUUUUGUUUUCUUCUAUCACAAAACAACAUAUUUGAAGUAUUACUAAAGAUGGAUUAGGCAGUUUUAGAGUCAUAAUUGAUUAACAAAAUGGUUAAAAUUCUCCCACUUGUAUGUAUGUUAUCAUUUGAGUACAAAUGAGCAACAAAUAACCUUUCAUUGUUGAAAGAUCCGUACAACACCACAAAUAAGACAAGGGGUUUUUGAAUUGAAGCUGCAGUUUGUAGACAUGGUAACAUUCAAAGUGAUGCUCAGUGCUUUUUAAAUCGUAAUUGGUGUACAAAUAAAUAUUACACCAUACUAUAAAUGAUAUACUUGACUGAUAUUUUAUUUCCCUGGCCACCUGCAAGUACAUCAGUAUUCACUUGGUGGGACUGUUGGGGAAAUAUUCUUAAUGUAAAAAAUAAAGCAAAAACAAAAAAAGGAAGAUCUUGUGUGUUCAGUAAGCUCUUGAGAAGAGAAUGGAAAUAUAUCACUUUAACAAAUAAGAAAUUUGUCUUUUUGUAACUUGCCAACCAGGUAUGCAUCUGAAAUUAGUGCUUUGACAUAAAUGGAAACAAAAUACUAUUUAGGUACAGAAUGAAUAGGGUGAAACAAUUAAGUGUGACACAAAAAAGUGUGGUGGUGUUGAUUUUCAGUUUGUGUGAAAAGCCAGUAUUACUGACACUGCUCAAAUUCAGUCAAUACUGGAUGAGCAGUGCUGUUCCUUUCACUCAAACUGAAGUCAUUCAGGUGCUUACAAAAACCUCUUCCACUAUGAUUUUCUGUAACAGGAGGUAAUACAGAUGCCUUCAAAACACCCUCAGUGAUAAUCUAGACCAGUGAAAAGGCUUGUUGGCAGUUUCACUGCAGCGAUCCCUGCUGCUAACCUGCUGAAAGGAGAAUUUGGUUUGUCUGGGAGCAUAUGUGCUUUGACCUUCCAGUAAAUGAAUGAGCAAAAGGCUGCCAACGUGUUGGAGUCUCCUUAUCUGUCUUGUGUUCCUGUUGUAAUGUAGAAUAAAAUCCUCUGUCUCUGAUGAACUUAAACUGUGUCAGUACAGUCCUGCAUUGGUUUACUGGCAGAAGCCUAAGCAAAUGUAACUUAAAAAAAGCCGUUUAAUAAUCCUGUAAAGCAAAGUUAUGUCCAUAUGUUGCCCUGUCUUUGGUGAGCUGCUACAUGAUUGACUUUAAUAGGUUCCAUGUGGUCAGCUAGCUUGUGCUGUUUGUCCUGUUGCAUUGUUACUUAUUGAAUCCAUACAUACACUUACACAUCAAGCUGUUUUCUCCUCUUCAUGUAAGGGAGGGUUGAAGGCCGAAUUGUAUUGUAAAGUCCAUGUGACAAUUGCCUACAUUCAGUCUAGUUGCAGGAUGUUCUUAACUUUGACAAAAUGAUGGUAGUGUUUUUUUUUUUUUUUUUCAUUGGUUGCACUGUAUUUGUUGUUACUUCCAGUAACCAACAAACUUGGUUUUUGUAAUGUAAAUGCUGCACUUGCUUAAUUUUGUUAAAGUUAAUUACAAUGAUAUAGCAAAUCUUGACAAACUAAGAUAGUUGAGAAAUCAAGAAUGUGGGAAAGCCUCUGAUGAGACCCAUCCUUAAAUUUUUUUUUGUCUUUUUUCCAGUUUUUUUUCCCCCAUCUGACAGCAAUGCAAAAUGAUUUACAUAAAUUAAUUUCCACAAAUAAAAUGACCUCUCCUUUG